CAUUGACAGCCUGUUAUUCUCUAGAUGAGGUGCACAGGAUGCAUACAGGAAACACAAUUUGAAUUUGCCCUUCAGUCAGAGGACCACGAUGACCUCAGCGUGUUGGAUGCUGCGGGCGUGUACAAGGAGGAAUUGGGGUCACGGACGAAGUGUUCUUUUUGAGCAAAGAAAUGGAUUCAAACAUGCAUCUAAGAAACCAGAGAAAAUUGAAACUGAGCUUCAAAACAGCCAAGAGACCACAAGUCAAAGUAGUUUUACUCCUAUAGCAGAACAGGUUCACCCUGCUCGUAUCCACAUACUGAAGCAACUUUACAAGCCUUUUCUUUUUACUGUUGGGUUUUCAGGUAGCUGUUUUGGAAUAGCGGCCAUUUGGCAGUAUGAAUCUUUGAAAAAUCGUAUGAAAACUUACUUUGAAGAUAUUCGAGCAGAUUGGCUAGAGAAGAUAAGGCCUCCAAAGCAAGGGAACUUCAGGAAGGAGGUAAAUGAAUGGUGGAACAGUCUGAGUGAGGGACAGAAGACUGUGUCAGGUAUCAUUGCAGCUAACAUAUUGGUAUUUUGCCUUUGGAGAGUUCCUUCCAUGCAACGCACAAUGAUCCGAUACUUCACAUCCAACCCUGCAUCUAAGUCCAUCUGCCUGCCCAUGACUUUAUCUACAUUCAGCCACUACUCGUUUUUCCAUCUGGCUGCAAAUAUGUAUGUCCUGUGGACAUUUUCCUCCAGUAUUGUGUCAAUUCUAGGCCAGGAACAAUUUGUGGCUGUCUAUAUGUCCGCAGGUGUUAUAUCUUCAUUUGCAAGCUAUGUCUCCAAAGUAUCAAUAGGACGCUUUGGCCCAUCCCUUGGAGCUUCUGGUGCAAUCAUGACCGUUCUAGCUGCUGUGUGUACAAAGAUGCCUGAAGCCAAACUAGCCAUCAUCUUUCUUCCCAUUUUCACAUUUACCGCUGGGAACGCUCUCAAGGCUAUCCUUGCCUUAGAUUCAGUUGGCCUGAUCUUGGGCUGGAGGUUUUUUGACCAUGCAGCACAUCUUGGUGGAGCUCUGUUUGGAAUCUGGUACGCCUUAUACGGACACGAGCUCAUCUGGAAAAAGAGGGAGCCUUUUGUAAAAAUGUGGCAUGACUUCCGGAGCAAGCCCCCAAGAAAUGGAGGAUCUUGACUUUAAGCAUUAAGCAAGGACAAACAUAUAAUCGCAGUCCCUUAAGGUGCAGGCCACAUGACUGAUGGCAUCUUUAGAACUUCAGCAUUUUGACACUUGAUGUGACAAGUUGCUAUAAUUUGAUGAUGUUUAAAAUACAGUAAAUAUGUCAUGUAUAGUGAAUGUUCAGUGACCAUCUGUACUACGGAAGUAUGUUGAACAUCUUAUCUAAAUUAUUUAUUUUUUACUUCUUUGCAAAUUCAUCAUCCCUAAAAUUGCAGGGAACCAGUUGUGUUC
Messenger RNA from Nanorana parkeri, 1426 nucleotides. RefSeq names its product presenilin associated rhomboid like (gene PARL). Gene Ontology annotation, cellular component: membrane. The transcript has 11 exons. The record is from RefSeq and is a predicted model, not a curated record. Bases 89 to 1150 code for a protein of 353 amino acids. NCBI's taxonomy places the organism in Eukaryota, Metazoa, Chordata, Amphibia, Anura, Dicroglossidae. Gene Ontology annotation, molecular function: serine-type endopeptidase activity.